AUACAGUACAUACAUUUGUACCCGUGGGACGUUGGCACUCGAAGAAAAACUAUAGUCUUUAGUUGGUGUUUCUCAGCUUGUAGCGCUUGGACCCCCCUCUUCAGGGGAGAGAAGUUUGAAGACCAUGACAUCUAACAUUUCUGUUUUUCUCUGCCUGGUGCUGGUGUCUUGUGGUUCGACUGCAGUCAUCACUGGGGCAUGUGAGAAGGACUCUCAGUGUGGAGGUGGCAUGUGUUGUGCGGUCAGCCUGUGGAUCCGAAGCCUCCGAAUGUGCAUCCCAAUGGGUCAGGAUGGAGAAGACUGUCAUCCAAUGAGCCACAAGGUGCCGUUCUUCGGCAAGAGACUCCAUCAUACAUGCCCAUGUCUGCCCAACCUAGCCUGCAUCCCCAUAGCUGAUGGCAAGUCCAAAUGUCUCCCGUCAUUUCCAUUGCAGGAUCAGUACCUCCGAUGAAGAUGCUCGCCAAAUUUCUGUAUAAAAUGUACAGCUGUGAAAGUGCUUUCGUGAAUUAUUUUAGAUUUAUUUUAUUAAAUUUAUUUAAUCCUUAUGGAAAAUAGAAAAUAAAUUACGGCAACGGGGUCAUGAAAUAAAAGCUAUUGCCAAAA
Messenger RNA from Puntigrus tetrazona (Sumatra barb), 603 nucleotides. RefSeq names its product prokineticin 2 (gene prok2). Bases 125 to 451 code for a protein of 108 amino acids. The record is from RefSeq and is a predicted model, not a curated record. NCBI's taxonomy places the organism in Eukaryota, Metazoa, Chordata, Actinopteri, Cypriniformes, Cyprinidae. The transcript is spliced from 3 exons.